AUGUAUGCCUUUUGGAUGAAGGGCUGUGUAUAUAUACCUGCUGGUGGGGCAGCAGGAGCUGGAGCCGACAUAGGAGCUGGUGCAGGACCUGGAGCAGGUGGGGCUGGAACAGGAUUUGGCCCUGGAGGAGCCGGGACUGGAUUUCAGCCUGGUAGAGGAGUUGGACCAGGACCAGGAGCAGGAGGAGCUGGAACUGGUUUAGGAGGCUUUGGACCAGGAGCAGGUGGAGUGCAUUCCUCUGGGGGCUAUGGUGGCCAAGGACUGGGAGGAGUUGGCCCUGGAGGAGUUGGACCAGGGGGAGUAGGACCAGGAGGAGUCGGACCAGGAGGAGUUGGACCGGGAGGAGUAGGACCAGGAGGUUUCAGGCCCAGCACUUUUGGCCCUGGCAGUGGUGGAGUGGGAGUCGUACCUGGUGGUGUUGGGGCUGGUGGAAAGCCUCCAAAAACAGGAGGAGGCUACGGUAGUCAUGGAGGUGCAACAGGAGGGUUUGGAGCAGGACUGGGACCAGGUGGAGUCGGGUCAGGUGGUUUUGGACCAGGUGGUCUUGGACCUGGAGGCUAUGGAACUGGGCCUGGAGGAGUUGGUCCAGGUGGUUUUGGACCAGGACACACCAGUCUGGGUGGCCAAGGCAUGUAGUUUGUCUUCCUUGUGCACAACAG
This is a messenger RNA of Scatophagus argus, 659 nucleotides long. Its product is annotated as acanthoscurrin-2-like. The coding region runs from base 1 to 636 and encodes 211 amino acids. The record is from RefSeq and is a predicted model, not a curated record. Lineage: Eukaryota; Metazoa; Chordata; Actinopteri; Scatophagidae. The transcript is spliced from 5 exons.